GUUUGCUUUUUGUGAUUUGUUUUUCCUUCGCUGGAAGUUUUCGUUUUUUGUCAAGUGCAUCAUCAUCGAAUUACUCGCAGUUUACUCAUCGAUCAAAAGUGGGAAGCCAUGAUGCAAGUGGACGAGCGUGCAACGGCGAGCGAUCUCGCUGCAAUGGACACGACGGCGGCUGGACCGACCUCGGGCGCAGCUGCCGCCGCUGCUUCCACUACUGCUGCUGCAGGUGCAGCGCGCAAGACAACGACUGGGCAGUCCGAGAUGCCGUGGGUUGAAAAGUACCGCCCGAUCCUGCUGAAGGACGUCGUGGGCAACGAGGACACGGUCGCGCGCCUGCAGAUCAUUGCCGAGGAAGGCAACAUGCCCAACAUUAUCAUUGCAGGCCAGCCAGGCACCGGCAAGACGACGAGCAUCCUGUGUCUCGCACACCAGCUGCUGGGGCCCGCAUACAAAAACGCAGUGCUCGAGCUCAACGCCUCAGACGAUCGUGGCAUUGAUGUUGUUCGUAACGAUAUCAAGAUGUUUGCCCAAAAGAAGGUCACGCUGCCCCCGGGACGCCAAAAGGUCAUCAUUCUGGACGAAGCGGACAGCAUGACGGAGGCUGCUCAACAGGCACUGCGCCGCACCAUGGAAAUCUACUCUGCCACAACGCGCUUUGCGCUCGCGUGCAACAUGUCUGACAAGAUUAUCGAGCCAAUCCAGUCUCGUUGCGCCAUUCUCCGCUACACGCGUCUCACGGACGAGCAGAUUCUCAAGCGAUUGCUCGAGAUUUGCGAUGCCGAGAAGGUGCCACGGACGGAAGAGGGAUUGACUGCGCUCAUUUUCACCGCUCAAGGCGACAUGCGGCAAGCGGUGAAUAACUUGCAAUCCACCUUCUCCGGCUUUGGUUUUGUCAAUCUGGACAAUGUUUUCAAGAUUUGCGAUCAACCGCACCCGCUCAUUGUGCAAAAGAUUCUCGAGGCUUGCAAGGUCGGCAACAUUGACGAAGCGUACGCACAGCUCGAGUCACUUUGGGCGCUCGGCUACUCGCCACUAGACAUUAUUUCCACCAUCUUCCGCGUGACCAAGAAUUUCCCCUUGCCUGAAGCUCUGCAGCUCGGCUUUAUCAAGGAAAUUGGCUACACGCACAUGCGCAUCGCGGAUGGUCUCGGAACCCUGAUGCAGCUGACUGGGUUGAUAGCCAGGAUGUGCGAGCUGGCGACCUCCAAGUGAAUUUUUGCUCCGACUUGCUUUCAGUCACAUUUCAAAAUGCAUGCUGUUAUUUUUUGCUUUCCAUCGUUUAUUACUGCUCAACAAGGUGCUUUAUGGUUGGG
Molecule: messenger RNA, 1310 nt
Organism: Capsaspora owczarzaki ATCC 30864
Lineage: Eukaryota; Filasterea; Ministeriida; Capsasporidae
Product: DNA replication factor C subunit Rfc4
Exons: 5
Coding region: 109-1209 (366 amino acids)
Biological process (GO): DNA repair; DNA-templated DNA replication
Cellular component (GO): DNA replication factor C complex; nucleus
Molecular function (GO): DNA binding; ATP hydrolysis activity; DNA clamp loader activity
Source: RefSeq, a predicted model, not a curated record